AUGGCGGACAUAUCAGCUUUGCAGCGCUUCAUUUACACCCAUCCUAUCAUUGACAAUCAUGCCCACAAUUUGCUUAAAGCGGACUUCGCUGUCGACUAUGACAGAUAUCCUUUUGAGUAUAUAACUUCAGAAGCUCAGGGCGAAUCCCUUGUAAAACAUUCUUCCAAGUCCCUCGCUCAUAUCAGAGCCAUCAACCAGCUAUCGGAGCUAUUCGGAUGUGCUCCUGAAUUGAGUGCCAUCAAAUCUGCCCGGGACAAGGAAAUUGAGGGCGAUUAUGCUGGCCUGGUUAAAAGGUGUCUCACGGGAACCCAUACGCUAUUGAUAGAUGAUGGCUUAACUGCAGACGACGUAGAGCCGUACUCGUGGCACGACGGAUUCACGAAUGCACCAUCGAUGAGAAUUGUUCGCAUUGAGACUCUUGCUGUCACUCUCUUCCGUGACCUCCUACGGGUGGAGCAUAAACCACUGGAAUCUUGGCUCACAGCAGGGCAGGAGGUCAUUCAAGAUUUGUGGAACGACUUCCGAUAUAGCUUUAGCACAGCAAUCGAGAAUGCACUGGAUGAUCCUGAAGUUGUGGGUUUUAAAUCUGUUAUCUGCUACAGAACCGGACUCAAGAUCCAAAUCCACUCUGCAGCGGAGUUGUUCACCAGCUUUCAAACGUACUUUCGAACAUUUAUGGAAAGCGCGGAAGCCAGGAUCGAGGAUAAGCCAUUUAACGAUUAUCUUGUCAUAUCUGUUCUUGAAAAGCUCUCCCAGCGGCGAACUGAGUUGGGCACCUCAAAACCAAUUCAAUUCCACACUGGACUAGGAGACUCCGAUAUAAUUUUGCUACGUUCAAAUCCAGCACACCUACAAAAACUGAUGGAAGACUAUCCCAAUGUUGAUUUUGUUCUGUUGCAUUCAUCAUAUCCAUACACUCGAGAGGCAGGAUACCUGGCUAGCGUGUAUGCGAACGUGUAUCUAGAUAUCGGCGAGGUCUUCCCCAUGCUCAGUCGGGAUGCUCAAAUUUCGAUCCUUCGGCAGAGCCUUGAGUUGGUCCCGAGCACCAAGCUCCUUUGGAGCACAGAUGGUCAUUACCAUCCCGAAAAUUUCUGGCUUGCGAACAAGCAAUUCCGACAAGCUCUAGACACUGUUUUUACAGAAUAUGUCAACGAAGGUGAUUACACCUAUGCCCAAGCUAUCGAGGCUGCUCGGGAUAUAAUGUUUUCCAAUUCAAAUUGUCUUUACAACCUGAACCAGUCCCCUGAGAUUUCCGGAGUCAAUUUUGUCGAAACUCCCAUAUCAACCACAGUGUUGCUUCAAUCAGCGGGGGUGAGUACGCCAGAAGAAACACUUAAAAAGUUUCUACAUAAGAAUUCGUCUGUGGACUUUAUAUGGAUGCAAUGGAUUGAUUAUACUGCCACCCUCCAUGUCCGCAUAUUCCCCGUUCGGGAGUUUAAUAAGAUUGUCAGUUCAAAGCGAACAGUAGGUAUUACUCUAGCAGUGUUGAACAUGCUACAAACCGAUCAAUUGGUUCCCCCUGACGCGAGGCCUGUUGGCCAAUUCAUCUUAACUCCAGACCUCACUACCUUAUGCCGAAACAUCGGACUAUCCUCAAACAGUGCAACGGUUAUGACAUUCUGGAGGAAUGAAGCAGGUGGAGAAUUGGAAGGAUGUCCUCGAACCAUUCUCCAAAGCAUUGCGAACAAAUGUCAAACAGAAUAUGGCGUUGAGACGCUUAUAGGUUUUGAAAUAGAAGUGGUUUUCCUGAAACCCACAACCAAGGAAGACGGCUCAACCACCUACUCCCCUUGGCUUACCAAUCACUCAUGGUCCGGCAUGACUUCAGAAACGGUUCAGGCUCUGCCAUUGCUUGAAAAAAUUGCCGAUAAACUGAAAGAUAUAGAUAUCCGGCUUGAGCAGUUCCAUGCCGAGUCAUGUCCAAGCCAAUUUGAGUUUAUUCUACCACCAUCAACCCCCCUUGCUGCUACUGACACACUCAUCAAAGCUCGCCAAACAAUCACCAACAUAGCUGCACAAUAUGGGUUACGAGCCACGUUAUAUCCUCGCCCUUACCCCUUCGCAGCAGGCACUGCAGCUCAUACGCAUAUCUCGAUUACCCCGUCAAUUAAAGAAGAUUCCUUUCUAGCAGGAAUGCUUCUGCAUCUCCCAUCGGUUCUAGCCUUUACUUUUCCCCAAGAGGCAAGCUACGCGAGAGUUGCAGAGGGGGUCUGGGCUGGUGGUGUAUGGCUAGCCUGGGGCUAUCAGAAUCGGGAAACACCCAUUCGAAAAAUUUCUCCGGGUCAUUGGGAGGUCAAGUCCAUGGAUGGAUUGGCGAAUCCUUAUCUGGGGGUUGCAGCAAUUAUUUGUGCAGGAUAUCUAGGUUUGAAAGCCGGGUUGCCACUGGAAAUCAAGGGCUGUGAUGUUGACACCGCAAUCUUGUCUCCAUCCGAACGCGAGGCAUUAUCAAUUACCACCCGUCUACCAUCGUCGCUAGAUGAGACUCUUGAGGCCCUCGAAGGAAAUAUCGAUCUUCAAAAUCUCAUGGGUAGAGACUUUGUGAGGAGGUAUAUUGGGGUCCGGCGAGGGGAACAGCAAAUGUUGAACAAGAUGAGCGAGGAUGAGAGGAGAAAUUGGCUAAUCGAGAGGUAUUGA
Messenger RNA from Paracoccidioides brasiliensis Pb18, 2634 nucleotides. RefSeq lists its product as uncharacterized. Bases 1 to 2634 code for a protein of 877 amino acids. The record is from RefSeq and is a predicted model, not a curated record. Gene Ontology annotation, molecular function: hydrolase activity; glutamine synthetase activity. The transcript has 3 exons.